AUGAGUACCAUCACGCGCAUGUCCCCACUGGACCUACUGGACCUGAAUCUGACGAAUCUGGACCCUCUGACCGAGAAUUAUGACCUCGGCUUCUAUCUUAACUAUCUGACCAAAUGGCCGUCACUCUUCAGCACAGUGAAGGACCGCGAUGCGGGCGUCGUGGGCUACAUCAUGGGCAAGCUUGAAGAACAACACCCCUCCAUGAAGCGCUCCGAACACUACACCCCAUGGCACGGCCAUAUCACCGUCCUGACCGUUGCGCCUGCCUGGCGCCGACUCGGACACGCCAGUCGAUUGACCGAGCAGCUGGAGCAAGGAUCCGAUAUCAAUAAUGCUUGGUUCGUGGAUCUAUAUGUCCGUGCAGGGAACAAGGUAGCGGUGGACAUGUAUAAGGGCAUGGGAUACUCGGUCUUCAGGCGGGUCGUGAGUUACUAUAGUGACGAUCCAUCGGGGAUGUCAGAAAAUGGCGAAGAUGCAUUCGAUAUGCGGAAACCCUGUAGUCGGGACAAAAAGUUGGAACAUGUGCGCGACAAGGGUGAAGAUUUCCUCGUGCACCCCGAGGACGUCUCAUGA
Molecule: messenger RNA, 573 nt
Organism: Penicillium cataractarum
Lineage: Eukaryota; Fungi; Ascomycota; Eurotiomycetes; Eurotiales; Aspergillaceae
Product: peptide alpha-N-acetyltransferase complex B subunit NAT3
Exons: 3
Coding region: 1-573 (190 amino acids)
Biological process (GO): N-terminal peptidyl-methionine acetylation
Cellular component (GO): NatB complex
Molecular function (GO): protein-N-terminal amino-acid acetyltransferase activity
Source: RefSeq, a predicted model, not a curated record